Molecule: messenger RNA, 1341 nt
Organism: Chanos chanos (milkfish)
Lineage: Eukaryota; Metazoa; Chordata; Actinopteri; Gonorynchiformes; Chanidae
Gene: mpst
Product: mercaptopyruvate sulfurtransferase
Exons: 2
Coding region: 13-900 (295 amino acids)
Cellular component (GO): mitochondrion
Molecular function (GO): thiosulfate-cyanide sulfurtransferase activity
Source: RefSeq, a predicted model, not a curated record
UCUCUAACUGCAAUGGCUGGACAGGUCGGAGCUCUCGUAGGGACAAAAUGGCUUGCAGAAGCAAUUAAAAGUAACCGCAUUGGGCCAAGUUUGAGGGUCUUAGAUACAUCGUGGUACUUGCCAAAACUGAACCGCAACGCUAAAGAUGAGUUUAAACAAAAACACAUUCCGGGCGCCUCGUUUUUUGAUAUCGACGAAUGCAGCGACAAAACCUCAGCCUUCGAUCAUAUGUUACCAUCUGAAAACGAGUUUGCAGAAUAUGUAGGUAAUUUAGGAAUAGGGCAAAAUACGCAUGUAGUAGUUUACGACACCAGUGAUUUCGGGUCUUAUUCAGCACCGCGGGUGUGGUGGAUGUUCCGGUUAUUUGGACACAAUUCAGUAUCGGUGCUGGACGGGGGAUUUAAGAACUGGCUGCGGGAGGGUCACCCGGUCACCGACCAGUGCUCGGAGCCGGGACGUGCCGACUUCAAGGCGUCAAUCAACCGGUCGUGGGUAAAGACGUAUGAGGACAUUCUGGCAAAUCUGGAAACGAAAGAGUUUCAGGUAGUCGACGCCAGAUCUGCGGGGAGGUUCCGUGGAACAGAGCCAGAACCGAGAGAGGGUACAGAGCCCGGCCACAUUCCAGCCACAGUCAACAUGCCUUUCACCAGUUUCAUGGACCAGUCUGGACUGGAGCUGCCCACAGAGGAGUUACAGCAGCUGUUCCAGAGGGCAGGUGUGGACCUACAGCGCCCUCUUUGGGCCACCUGUGGUUCAGGUGUGACCGCCUGCCAUGUGGCUCUAGCUGCUCACCUGUGUGGCCACCCAGGUGUGUGUGUUUAUGAUGGCUCAUGGUCGGAGUGGUAUGCCAGGGCCUCUCCAGAACUCGUCAUCUCCGAAGGCAAAGGGAAGAGAGAGUAAAACAAGUCGAUACACUAAAGUUACUUAGAGAUGAACUACGUUACCUAUAACACAAUGCAGCAAUGAAUUAAUCUUUAAUGAACAAAACAGUGUUCAGAACACACAGAGAGUGUUACUGUCCCUGUUGCAAAGUUAGACUGAAUUAACUGAAUGUAUUAAGUGGAUUAGACCUGUGGCUGACAGAGCAAUUGGGAGGAAAAUGUAGUUUUAUACUUUUGUCCGUAAAGAUGAAAAGAUUAGUCACACAUUUACAGUAAUGCCUUAAUGUGAAACUGGAGGCUGAAGCCUGGUAACUAUCUCAGUGUUUUGCAGAAUAAGUUCUGUGCACAGUGGUCUCUGGGUACAUGUCAGUAUCAUAGACCAUAUGGAUCAUGUGCCACUGCGGGGACACACACAGGGACACACACACGGGGACACACACGGGGACACACACGGGGACAU